CCCCAGUCUCUUGGCCGUGCCCCCAUCUCUACCCCCUCUUCUUUCAGCUCUGGCCCCCCACUCUGCCUAAUGAGCCCAGUUCCCCUUGAAGGACUUCAGCUGGCGAUGUGGGCCAGGGGCAGGUUCCUGCGGAGGAGGGACUUUCACAGGCUCUUAAACCUGUUUUAGGCUGCACUCAUUAUUUCAGCCUGACCCUAGACAACUCCAUGAAUCCCAACCCCUGGGUUAUAAGCCUUUUAUGGGUGGCCCCCAUCUCCUCCAGCCCCCUGCUGCAUGUCCAACAUGGGAGACAUGGGCCAAAUGUGGUUCCAAGCUCUCCCACCAUCCCCUCUCCUGUUUUCUUCCCCAGCUUCUCUCUUCAGAAUUGACUGGCUGGAGAUUUAUCAGCUUGGAGGGCUGGAGGUGAAUACAGGCAGAGUCCGGGUGGAGGGAAGGAUCAGACUGCUCUCUGUCUUCGUCUGGGUUCUGGGCAGUGGGAGUCUGGUUUCAUAGAGGUCAGCUCUCCAGCAUCUACCUCUGGUUGGAAGAGGUCGGCUCCUUAACAUCUACCUCUGGUUGGGAGGAGGAUUAAGGGUUUCCGUGACCCUGGACAGCUACCUGUCCUGCAGGUGUGGAUCCAUGGGAUAGCCCCAGCGAGUGUGCCCUUCUGCCCCAGUCAGCGCAUGCCUCAGCACCUGAGGACAGCAAACAGAGCCCUGGCUAGAGCCCAAACAUGUGGGGCCUGGUGAGGCUUCUGCUGGCCUGGCUGGGUGGUUGGGGCUGCAUGGGGCGCCUGGCAGCCCCAGCCCGGGCCUGGGAAGGGUCCCGGGGGCGGCCAGGACCAGCACUGCUGCGGACCCGAAGGAGCUGGGUGUGGAACCAGUUCUUUGUCAUCGAAGAAUAUGCCGGUCCAGAGCCUGUCCUCAUUGGCAAGUUGCACUCGGAUGUGGACCGGGGCGAGGGCCGCACCAAGUACCUGCUGACCGGGGAGGGGGCAGGCACCGUGUUUGUGAUUGAUGAGGCCACAGGCAACAUCCAUGUCACCAAGAGCCUGGACCGGGAGGAGAAGGCACAGUAUGUGCUACUGGCCCAAGCCGUGGACCGAGCCUCCAACCGUCCCCUGGAGCCCCCAUCAGAGUUCAUCAUCAAGGUGCAAGACAUCAACGACAAUCCCCCCAUCUUUCCCCUCGGGCCCUACCAUGCCACAGUUCCCGAGAUGUCCAAUGUUGGGACAUCAGUAAUCCAGGUGACUGCUCAUGACGCCGAUGACCCCAGCUAUGGGAACAGCGCCAAGCUGGUAUACACUGUGCUGGAUGGACUGCCUUUCUUCUCUGUGGACCCCCAGACUGGAGUUGUGCGAACCGCCAUCCCCAACAUGGACCGUGAGACACAGGAGGAGUUCUUGGUGGUGAUUCAGGCCAAGGACAUGGGCGGCCACAUGGGGGGGCUGUCGGGCAGUACUACAGUGACAGUCACCCUCAGCGAUGUCAACGACAAUCCCCCCAAGUUCCCUCAGAGCCUAUACCAGUUCUCGGUGGUGGAGACAGCUGGGCCAGGCACCUUGGUGGGCCGGCUUCAGGCCCAGGACCCAGACCUGGGAGACAACGCCCUCAUGGCAUACAGCAUCCUGGAUGGGGAGGGGUCUGAGGCCUUCAGCAUCAGCACAGACUCCCAGGGUCAAGAUGGGCUCCUCACUGUCCGAAAGCCCCUAGACUUCGAGACCCGUCACUCGUACUCCUUCCGUGUGGAGGCCACCAACACGCUCAUUGACCCAGCCUACCUGCGGCGAGGGCCCUUCAAAGAUGUGGCCUCAGUGCACAUAGCUGUGCAGGAUGCCCCAGAGCCACCUGCCUUCACCCAGACUGCAUACCACCUGGUGGUGCCCGAGAACAAGGCUCCCGGGACCCUGGUGGGCCAGGUCUCAGCCACUGACCUGGACUCCCCCGCCAGCCUGAUCAGAUACUCCAUCCUCCCUCACUCGGAUGCAGAGCGCUGCUUCUCUAUUGAGCCCGAGGAUGGCACCAUCCGCACAGCUAUGCCCCUGGACCGCGAGGCUCGAGUCUGGCACAAUCUCACAGUGCUGGCCACGGAGCUCGACAGCUCCGCCCAAGUUUCCCGUGUGCAAGUGGCCAUCCAGACCUUGGAUGAGAAUGACAAUGCUCCCCAGCUGGCUGAGCCCUACGACACCUUUGUGUGUGAUUCUGCAGCCCCUGGCCAGCUGAUUCAGGUCAUCCAGGCCCUGGACAGAGAUGAAGCCGGCAACAGUAGCCGUGUCUCCCUCCAAGGUCCUCUGGGCCCUGAUGCCAACUUCACUGUCCGGGACAACCGAGAUGGCUCUGCCAGCCUGCUGCUGCCCUCUCGUCCUGCUCCACCCCGCCAGGCCCCCUACCUGGUUCCCAUAGAGCUGUGGGACUGGGGGACCCCAGCACUGAGCAGCACUGCCACAGUGACUGUCAGCAUGUGCCGCUGCCGGCCUGAUGGCUCCGUGGCAUCCUGCCGGCCCGAGGCUCAGCUGUCACCCGCUGGGCUCAGCACUGGAGCCCUGCUUGCCAUCGUCACCUGUGUGGGCACCCUGCUUGCCCUGGUGGUGCUCUUCGUGGCCCUGCGGCGCCAGAAGCAGGAAGCGUUGAUGGUGCUGGAGGAGGAGGACGUCCGGGAAAACAUCAUCACCUACGACGACGAGGGUGGCGGAGAAGAGGACACGGAGGCCUUUGACAUCAGCGCCCUUCAGAACCCCGACGGGGCGGCCCUGCCGCUGCGGCUCCGCGAGGCCGACGAGGACCCCAGCGUGCCGCCCUACGACUCGGUGCAGGUCUACGGCUACGAGGGCCGGGGCUCGUCCUGUGGCUCCCUCAGCUCCCUUGGCUCCGAGGCCGGCGGUGCCCCUGGCCCCGCAGAGCCGCUGGAUGACUGGGGGCCGCUCUUCCACACCCUGGCCGAGCUGUAUGGGGCCAAGGAGCCCCCGGCCCCCUAAGAGCGGGGCUGCCCUGCUGGCCAUGGUGGGGUAGCCCGCACAGGCCCUCUGAGUGAACCCCUGGGGGUCCAAGCAGGCAGCAGCAGCCCAGGGGCCCCAAGCAUUUUCCCCAUCCUUGUGUCCCUCCUCCCUGAUGCUCCAGGGCAACCCCCUUCUUACCUCCCUCCUCCUGAGUCUUCUGUGUCUCUCUCCAGGGAUCUGUCUCUGGGACACUCUGUCUGGGUCUGCCUUGUGUGGCUCUGACUCUAAACCUCUCUAUUCUGUCACUGUGAUUCCACCUUCUCCUUGACUCUGUUUUUGUCUCUCAGAUUCUAAAUCACUCACACAUGCUCUCUCUAUCUCCCUUGCCCCCACACACAUGCUCUGUGUCUGUCUCCUGCCCACAUCUGCCCCCAUUUCUCCGGGUCCCUGUGACUGGAUUUUUGUUUUUUUCCGUUGUCCAUCCCAAAAGCAAGAGAAACUUCCAGCCACUGCUGCCCACCUUCCUGCAGGGGAUGUUCUGCCCCAGACCUUCCCGCAUGAUUCCAUCCAUCACUCAUGGCCUCAUCCUGGCUCUACUGGCCUCCAGCAGAGAGGGAGCCAGCCCACCUCCCAGGGGAGAGCUCCAGCACCACCACCCCCUCCCACACACUUGGCUGCCUCCCUGGAGCUCUGCCCAGCUGUUGGCAUCCCAACUCUAGGCAUUGUCUUGUGUGCUUCCCAGGCCCCAGCGGGAGGGGAGGGGAAGGAAAGGGGGAGGCAGCU
Molecule: messenger RNA, 3697 nt
Organism: Miniopterus natalensis
Lineage: Eukaryota; Metazoa; Chordata; Mammalia; Chiroptera; Miniopteridae
Source: RefSeq, a predicted model, not a curated record